This is a messenger RNA of Oncorhynchus masou masou (cherry salmon), 1701 nucleotides long. Its product is annotated as mitochondrial import inner membrane translocase subunit Tim22-like. Gene Ontology annotation, biological process: protein insertion into mitochondrial inner membrane. NCBI's taxonomy places the organism in Eukaryota, Metazoa, Chordata, Actinopteri, Salmoniformes, Salmonidae. The transcript is spliced from 6 exons. Gene Ontology annotation, molecular function: transmembrane protein transporter activity. The record is from RefSeq and is a predicted model, not a curated record. The coding region runs from base 655 to 1260 and encodes 201 amino acids. Gene Ontology annotation, cellular component: TIM22 mitochondrial import inner membrane insertion complex.
ACAGGCGGUGGGAGAGGUGGAGACGCAGUUGUUUUGAGAAGAUAUUUUAUUUCAUUCCUGUUAUUUGUCUCCCUUCCCUCAGGACACUGUGGUCAUUUGAUUUAGGCUACCUUAGGCUUAGCUCAUGUGUAUGACAGAUUGUAGAGGACACAAUCACCCCAUUGUAUGGUAAAUAACUUUCGAGACCUGUGUCUGUGUUGCUCGUCCUUAGUAGGAAGAUAUGUGCUUCUUUUAUUCAUGUCUUUGAAUAUACUAGUAUUUUAGAAAUCAAAAGCACCAGAUGCCUUGGUGGACGACGUGCACAUUUCUCACUUCCAAAUGUCCUGGCUGUGCUGACAAAGCUUGUCUUUGUCUCAGAAGAAAAUAGUUCUAGCUUCAGUAGAGAGAAGAGGGAGGGCCGAGGAUUAAGCAUUUGUGUGAGAUGCCGGAGACUUGCAAGCUGCUAUCCAAACUGCACUCAGAAGCAUGCACACCGACUUCUCAGAGAGACUCUAAUCUAGCAUGAGUGGUGCAACUGUUUCCCGCCAGUCUGACUGCCAAACCAGCGCCUGUCCCAACUCCCUUCUGCCCAGCUGCCCUUAUCUUUGCAAUUAGAGGCUCCUGGGCCUCCAGUGCAGCAAAGGAUGUGCCACAUCAACGCCGCACACACUCAUCAUGGCGGCCACCGUAGGUAGUGGAAAUGCCCCUGUGUCGGACACUCAAGCCUCAACCUCGGCUGAUCGGAGCUAUGAAGGUUCAACAUUUCAGUACAGCAUGGUCCUGGAGCACCUCAUCGGGGAGAAGAGGCCAAUUAAGGAUCUGAAUCCGACCGUUAUGGGGGGUCUUCCCAAUCCCAUGAAAACCGACGACCAGAAGAUGAUCGAACAGGGAAUGGAGAGCUGUGCUUUCAAGGCGGUGUUGGCCUGUGUUGGAGGGUUUGUUCUUGGGGGAGCGUUUGGUGUGUUCACGGCUGGUAUAGACACCAACGUGGGAUUUGACCCCAAAGACCCCAUGAGAACACCCACGGCCAGAGAGGUUCUCAAAGACAUGGGCCAGAGGGGAAUGUCCUACGCCAAAAACUUUGCUGUCAUUGGGGCAAUGUUCUCCUGCACAGAGUGCAUCAUUGAAUCGCACAGGGGGAAGUCAGACUGGAAGAACGCCGUCUACAGUGGUUGUGUUACUGGGGGAGCAAUAGGAUUUCGAGCUGGGGCGAAGGCUGGCGUGCUGGGAUGUGGAGGUUUCGCUGCCUUCUCUGCUGCCAUUGAGUACUAUCUUCGGUGAAAACCAGGUCAACUUCUAUACCUUUGAACUAUUGUUGAGGGAUCACUGUCCCUCUGGACCAGAAAUACUUUAUACCUCGUGGAGAGAGAAACAUCCCUGCUCUGCAGGUGGAGCAUCUUAUCAUGAGGAUUAUCUACACUUGGACAAUUCCACGUGACUGUAUCCUGUGCACUGUAUUUACAAUGUCAUACAGGGUUGUCCAGGCUUGUGGCCCACUUAUGCUGGCUUUGCCUAUCUAAAAAGUUAAGUCAUUGAGAUGAUCAGUUGUAGUCGAGAGCUGGCUAUUCUCUCGUUUAGUUUUUGUGGGUGAAAUCAAGUCAAUGGCCGCAUUUGCGUGGUAAGGACAAAAGUCGAAGGUGUAUGGGCGACAGCAGCGCUCAGAUCAACAUGGCAGUGUUGCCAUUGUAAUGUAGAAAUAAACAUGUCUCAACACCCAUAAAA